CGGUUGCCGGUUGGUUGGUAUGAGCAAGUCCAAGCUGAAAAAAACAAAAGAACUGUCACAUCAAACAUCGAGCUGUCGAGCUUAAAUCGCGACUCUACUUGUGUGAUCCCAACUCCCAAGCCAUCACUUCCCCUGCUUCUCUCCCUGGCUUCCUCCUCUCCGUGGUGCCGAUCUUGUUGAUUCCAAUGGCCGACUUGAUCCCGACCAUCGUUCUCGCCAUGGGCGCAGCCGCGUUGGGCGGCCCCGACGCGCUCCGCUUCCUGCUCGCCUUCGCCGGGCGGAGUCCCGCCGUCGACGUAGCCGUCUGCGUCUUCGCCAUCUCCGCGGCCACCACCUCUGUCCUCGGCAUCAUGCUUCUGGUACGCAUCUUCCGCCGAGCCAGCGUGGUGCGCAAUGCCGCUGCCCCGCAUGCGCCGGCCACGGACGUGUUCCCGAAGAUGGUGCGGAUGGUUGCCUUCCCCGUGGCGUUCCUCGUCACGGCCUGCCUUCUCGCCGCCCAGGCCCUCGCGCCCGGAAGCGAGCUGGACGCCGGCCAGUACGCAUGUUCUGCCUGACGCCCGUGUCCCGCACUCCUGAGCGCGGCGGCGGGUUUGGACGUCUGCUGCGGCAGCGUUCGCGUGUGCUCGUGUCGUUCAAUGUUCCCCCGCGCAAGACUGCAACUUUUUUGUUGCUCACCGCAUGCCUGCAGUCUAUAACAUCAGUGGUUACCUACUUACCUGCACCAUUUGUGUUGCUCAAUACCCGCAGCUUGUAGCUUCAUAUGAUGUUUUUUUUUUUU
Molecule: messenger RNA, 778 nt
Organism: Phragmites australis (common reed)
Lineage: Eukaryota; Viridiplantae; Streptophyta; Magnoliopsida; Poales; Poaceae
Exons: 1
Coding region: 186-554 (122 amino acids)
Source: RefSeq, a predicted model, not a curated record